CCUUACUUGCCUCAAUACAAUGAACGCAAUGGCCAGCCUCUCAACCUUCGUCAGAGGACGAACACAGCUACCUGCACCGCCAAAGCCAGACGGAAACUCACGGCCAGAGACGCCUCUGUUUUCCAGUCGCCGAUACUCUGGGAGUCGAGCCGACGCAGACGCCCCGGCCAGCAAUCCCCAACCUCCAGUAUCGAUAUGGCAUGCCCGCAGGCUUGGCAGUAUAACCAGCCCAAACCUAAGCCGCAGCUCGACCACAGAGCGAAUAUACCCUGCUGAAGUCGAGCAAAAUGGCAAAGAUAUCGACACGACGUCGUGGGAUGAGCGUAACCGCAACCUUCCUUCAGCCUGGGACACCGAUGCCGAAGGGAUUGACGACACGGUGAGCGAGCUACAAAUUUCUACCAGCGGGCAAGUCCAAAACGAGCAAAAUCUACAAAAUGGUGUUGCGCACGAAGACGAUAUCAAAGAGGAAGAGGACGAUGCGCACGUCCAAACUUGGCCUGAAGGGCUCCAGCCAGCACAUGAAGAGACAUUGACUGAAAGAAACGCGGACGACUACCACUCUGAGCAACCUUAUGACGAAUUCGGACCAGUGAAUGACCACAACGCCGAGACCGAGAUACCCGCCGACCAAUUCUCAGAACUCAUGCAGCAGGCUGCAAAUAUGAAUGCCAUGAUGAACGCGCAAGAGGCGAUGGGGUCUUCCCGUUUUGGGCAAUCCAAUUCAAACUUCUACUCCAAAAACAACAAAAGAAGCACAAACCAGUCACUGUAUGAGCAAAACCGACCAUACAGCCCUCAAGAAUCGUAUCCGCCUACUACACCAGGCGGAUCAGACGACGAGGUAGAGCUCGUGAGUGCAACCCUGCCAGAAAACACGGCAGAAUAUCAAAAACACACUGCUCCGCAAUGGACACCUCGGAAACGACAAGAUGCACCUGGCACUGCGCAGAAGGUUUACUCCACCCCGAAACUACUCUACGACAGACAAAGACAGCGUGGAAUUCCCAGAAACGACCAAUCCCCACAGCCACGGUCAAAGGCACAAUCCGCACAAGUUGCCGGCAGGCGAGGAGGCGGCGCAAACAGCCCUUUCGAGAGGCCUUCAAGUGCCAGUCUCCCUCUUCGAGGUCCAAUUCCAAAACCGCAACGAAACCACCACCGCGCGGGUUCCAUAACUCCGGAUCAGCAUCUGCCACAAUCCGCCGACAGCGCCUCAAUGGACGCUAGCGCGGAAAGCGGAGCGGAUGAUACGCUUCAAAGCCUCACGAGCCGCGCCGAUACAGAAGUCGAGGAGGUGAAAGAGUCAUUGGAUUAUGAUCCGUCCCGAUUCUCUGAGAUGGAUUAUUCCGAACUCAGAGACCAGCCGUUCGACUCGGAUCCAAAUGCACCUCCGUCAGUGUUCCCUCCCGAAAUGGAAGCGCAAGCUCUUUCUGAACGAAUCAAUCUCGUCAUUGCCCGACCACGCGAACAGCAACGUAGAUUUUUCUCCUCCCUCACCAUUGAUGAGUGGGAAGACUGUGGCGAUCUAUUCGUUGAGCGGUUCGGCGAGCUGAUUGCUAAAAUGAAGGACACCCGAAGAGCGAAGCGCAAGGCGCUCGCGGCUUUUGAGGAUGACAUUGCCGUGCGAGAAGAAACGGUCAAGAACAAGAAGAUUAGCAUUGAUGAAGCCCUUCAAAAUAUGCGCAGAGGCGGCCAGGACGUCUUGCGGGGAAAUGGAAAGGGAUGACUGAGCGGACGGGCAUGCAUUAACCAUUUUUUUUUGACUGCAGAUUAAUUGCUCAGCGUUUAUAGCAAGUGGCAUUUUUCUUUUCCAAUUGUAUUAUGUAGCUCAUUGCUGUAAUUAAACCUAAACAAAGAGCUCUAUGAAUAGCAGAAGAAGAAGAAGAAGCAAGAUACACCGC
This is a messenger RNA of Xylona heveae TC161, 1904 nucleotides long. RefSeq lists its product as hypothetical. NCBI's taxonomy places the organism in Eukaryota, Fungi, Ascomycota, Xylonomycetes, Xylonales, Xylonaceae. The coding region runs from base 29 to 1729 and encodes 566 amino acids. The transcript has a single exon. The record is from RefSeq and is a predicted model, not a curated record. Gene Ontology annotation, cellular component: RNA polymerase I core factor complex. Gene Ontology annotation, molecular function: TBP-class protein binding; RNA polymerase I core promoter sequence-specific DNA binding. Gene Ontology annotation, biological process: nucleolar large rRNA transcription by RNA polymerase I.